This is a messenger RNA of Rotaria sp. Silwood1, 2034 nucleotides long. NCBI's taxonomy places the organism in Eukaryota, Metazoa, Rotifera, Eurotatoria, Philodinida, Philodinidae. The record is from the annotation of a GenBank genome assembly.
AUGAAACUAACACAAAAAACACUUUUUCAAUGUUUUGAAAAAUCUCGUCCAACAUCACCAAUAGUUAAAUCAUGUGAAUCUCAAAUAAAAAUUUCUUCUCAACAACAAGAAUCUGAAAAUCAUCAAUCUAAUUUUCUUUUACCUAUUCAUAUACGCCAAUUAUAUAAUUCAUUAAAUAAUGAUAUUAUUCCUUGUUUUAAUGAAAGAAAAUUUAAUGAUGAUAAUUCAUCUUAUUCGAGUCAAGAAUUUUAUCGAAUAUGUCCAACAAACGUUAAUAAUCAAAAUCAUUUACCGAAACUUAAGUUUAUUAAAAUAUCAUCAACUGAACGUCAAAUGGAAUUGUUUAAUCAAUAUACUAAUGAUCAAUCCAUCAUUAAUUGGAAAUCCAUGUUUGAGAGUUUCCAAGAUUACCGAAAAAAAGUCAUAGAACAAACCAGUCUUCGUUUUUUAGAUCAAUAUGAACAAUUAUUAUGGACCGAAAUCUAUCGUCCAAAAAAUUCUAAAACAUAUCUUGGAAAUCAUACAAGACAAAUCAAACAUUUAAACGAAUGGUUUUCAUAUUGGACAAAAAAAUUACAUAAUGAACAACCUCAAAAAAAAGUUUCACGAAAGAAACGAAAAUGUCUUGCCGACGACGACGAUGAUGAUGAUUAUUCCGAUAAAAAUUUUUCGAACGAUUCAAAUACAUUUUUUAAUCAUUCCUGUCAUUCGAAAUCUGAACAUCCACGAUUAAUUUUUAUUCAUGGUUUUGGAACAACAUCGUUGGUACAUGCACUUGCUGAAGAACAUAAUUUCAAAGUAACAGAAAUUAACGGAUCUCAAUCACGAGCUCGUACACCUCUACUUAAACAACUUGAACAAGUAACAAAUCAUCAUCAACUAUCGUUUAAACGUUGUCCAUCAGAUACGAUUAUGUCACAAGAAAACAAAUCAAAAUCGAAUAAAGAAGUAUCAUCUCCGUUACCCGUCAAGAAAAAAGCUAAAUAUGAACGUGGUUCCAUAGUGUCUUAUUUUAAUCAACCAAAAAUGUCCGAUCAUAAUAAUGAUGAACAAAAAGAAAAUAAACCUCAGUGUCAAUCAAAAUCAAUGAUAUCGAAUAAAAAAGAAUCGAAAAAAUUAACUAAUGAAACAAAUAUUACAAAAAGACGAAGUAAAACCAAACAAGAAGAAAAACCAAUAAUUACAACAGAUAAUCAAUUUAUCUCAUCUGUUCAAGUUGAAAAAACAUCUUUAAUUCUUUUCGAUGAGAUCGAAACAUUAACAACAGAUGAUAAUUUUUGGUCAUGUUUAAAAAAAUUACUCGAAACAGCUAAAAAACCUAUUAUACUCACAUCAAAUAGUAGAACAAAUCCCGAAGAUGCAAUUAUCAAUUUAUCUAAAAUUGGCUAUUAUGAACUUAUUCAUCUCGAACAAAAUGAACCAGAACUUGUCGGUUGUUUUCUCCGUUUAAUACUUUUAAUUGAAAUGUUUGAAGUAUGUUCACUUGAUGACCUUACAAGACUUUUUCAACAUUGUUCAUGUGAUUUACGUCAAACAUUAUUAACACUUCAAUUUCUUGUACAAUCAUCAUCUAUAACAAAUAGUCCAAAAUAUCCGUUAGAAGAGAAUAAUUCAAUAAUAUCAAAACCUAGAUGGCAAUCAUCAUGUAUAUUCGAUGCUAUGUAUUAUUCUCACCUUGAUGAACAAUGGAAUGAAUCAAUACUUAAAAUAUUUUUUGAUGAUCUAACAAUAAAAUAUACAUCGGAAUAUGAAAAAUCACAUCUGUUGUUACUGAAUCACAGUAAAAAUGAUGCGAAACGAAUUGAAUUGUAUGAUACAUUCAAAUUGUUUAUGCAAGAACAAGAAAUUGAUAAUAUUAUUGAUCAUCCAUCAUUUUAUCUUGAUUAUCGACCAUAUAUUCGACAAAUUUGUCAAAAUGAACAGAUUCGAAUCAAUGAUUUUAAUUCAAAUCGACGUCUUCGACAUAAUCUUAGUUUUCGUGGUUGUUCAUUACAAUGGUCUGACUUUGAAAUUUUAUCGGCCGGUAUUAAUUAA